GUCAUCUGGUUUUUGUUUUUGCUUAAUGUUGUGCAUGUCAGCAACCGGAUCGGGCAUUUAGUAAUAAUAAUUUGUAAUAAAAACAAUACAAAAUUAAAAAAAUAAAAAAAUAAAAAAAAACCCACACCGCUAAUGGACGGCGUGUUCUGAGUCUCUGCUGAGCGAGUUGGACAGUUCUCGGAUGAUCGAACCGAUCCCAGAGAUCCGAACCGGAGAGAAGGUGCGAAGAUCCGGUUCCUCUCCAGACAGAGAGAGAUCUGAUGGAUAUCCCGAACUUCAGAGACUCUUCUGCGCUUCCUUCAACCAGGACGCGACGUCUUUGGCUGUUGGUGGUAAGAAUGGCUACAGGCUUUUCUCCCUGUCCUCUGUGGACAGAAUGGAUUGCAUUCAUCAAGGAGAGGAAAGCCCCGAGGUGUAUAUAGCGGAGCGUCUCUUCUCCAGCAGCCUGGUGGUGGUCGUGAGCAGAUCCACACCCUUCAGAAUGAACGUCUAUCAUUUCAAGAAAGGCACAGAGAUCUGUAACUACAGCUACUCCAACAACAUCCUCGCUGUCCGACUCAACCGACAGAGGCUUGUCGUUUGUCUGGAGGAGGCUCUGUACAUCCACAACAUCAAGGACAUGAAGCUCCUCAAGUCUCUUCUCAACACGCCGCCAAACCCCAAAGGUCUCUGCGCGCUGUCCGUCAGUCAUUCCAGCUCAUAUCUGGCGUAUCCAGGGAGCUCCGCCGCCGGAGAGAUCGCUCUGUAUGACGCUUUGAAUCUGAAUCCGGUGAGCGUGAUCUCGGCUCACGCCAGUCACGUGGCCGCCGUCGCGUUCGACGCUUCGGGGACCCGUCUGGCCAGCGCUUCUGAAAAGGGCACCGUCAUACGGGUUUUCGGCGUUCCCGACGGGGUCAAGCUGUUCGAGUUUCGCCGAGGGAUGAAGAGGUACGUCAGCAUCAGCUCUCUGUCGCUCAGCGCCGAUGCCGAGUUUCUCUGUGCCUCCAGUAACACCGAGACCAUCCACGUCUUCAGACUGGAGCGCGGUCCCAGCGAGGAGCCUCCAUCAUGGUCUGGAUAUAUGGGGAAGAUGUUUUCGGCGGUCGGCACCUACCUGCCCUCUCAGGUGUCAGAUAUGAUGCACCAGGACAGAGCGUUUGCGACCGUCCGCCUCGACGUGGCCGGAGCGAGGAGCGUAGCGGCUCUGUCCACGAUCCAGAAGUUUCCGCGUCUUCUGGUGGCUUCACUAGAUGGUCUUCUCUACAUCUACAAUGUAGAUCCUCGGGAAGGAGGAGACUGUCAUUUAGUGAAGAAGCACAGACUGUUUGACAGAGAAGAUGAAUCAGACCCGGAGGCCGGCGGCCCGUCGUACGCCGAAACCGUUGCCACGAGCCCAAAAACAGACUCUCCGUCUUCCGCUUCCCUCACAGGUUUCUCUGAAGAUGUUGGCGUGAAGAGAGGAGAGCUGAUCCCGGAGCACGAGUUUGCCGUUGGACCCGUCCGUCUGGAUGAUGAACGCGAGUUUCCUCCGGUCGGCUUUCAGCACAGAUGAAGAUCAUCAUCGCUCACGGAUGCCGCUUGCUGUAUAGACAGCGGUUUGGGUGUAAAUAUCACAGUCGUUGAUCAAAUCAGAUGGAAAGUAAAUAGCGGGCAAAUGUAGAUUCAGGGAUUAGCUCAGACGAACCAUUUUACGAAUGCAUUCCCAUUAUGAAAUAGAGCAGAUCAUAGACGUGCGUUUAAUUUAUUAACUACUCAUAUUUCGCCACAGAUGUCACAUAACGUACUUUAGUAUUAUGAAGAACGAUGCUUUUCCGUGAAACUGAUUUAGGAGGCUGAAAGUCAGAUUUAGUAAUGUGUGUAAACGAGCGUACAGUGGAGUACAGUACGAGUGGCGAAACGCUACAGUACAUGUUGUAUCAAAACCUUUGAUGCAUUUAAGUGAUGAUCAGUUCAAAUAGAUUCGUCUUUAUGUCUAGGAUAGCUAAAAAAAAAAAAUAGGGGUCUUAAGUGAUUUCACAUUUCAGGUGGAUAGAUCAAUUAUACGCGUUAAUGCGUUGUUUUUACAGUGUUAUUAGAUCCGUAACGUUAUAAAAUAAAGUUGCAAAAUGAAAACUAA
Messenger RNA from Puntigrus tetrazona (Sumatra barb), 2095 nucleotides. Its product is annotated as WD repeat domain phosphoinositide-interacting protein 1. Gene Ontology annotation, molecular function: protein binding; phosphatidylinositol-3,5-bisphosphate binding; phosphatidylinositol-3-phosphate binding. Gene Ontology annotation, biological process: autophagy of mitochondrion; protein lipidation; protein localization to phagophore assembly site. Lineage: Eukaryota; Metazoa; Chordata; Actinopteri; Cypriniformes; Cyprinidae. Bases 182 to 1531 code for a protein of 449 amino acids. Gene Ontology annotation, cellular component: cytosol; phagophore assembly site membrane; extrinsic component of membrane. The record is from RefSeq and is a predicted model, not a curated record. The transcript has 12 exons.